AUGAAUAGUGAUCAGUUGCAAGAUUGGCUUACUGAUUUGAACGAACGAUGGAAAAAUGACACGGAAAAACGAGCACUGAAAGAUGUGGAACAUGAACGGACACUGUUAACUCAUGAAACUUACAGAACUCACUAUUUAAUCAGUUAUCUCAGUUGUAACUACACUGAUCUUGACUUAGUACAGCCGGUUGUAGCACAACUUCUCGCGUGUUAUUAUCGUGGAGGUAUAUUACGCUAUUUUGUAUUACAAUGCAUUCCAUCAUUAAUUCAUAUCUAUCUUUUGGCAUUAGCUAAACGCCAAAGGAAAUCAGUUUCCAUGUUUGAAACGUUCUUUCUUGCUAUUUACAAUGAAGAAAUACUUGCUGGUGGUACUUUAUCCGGAUCAAUGGCGAAGAAAAUAGAGGAAGUUCGGAUACCAUCCACACGUUUCCCAAGCGUAUACCAUGAUCCAAAGAAGCUCAACCUUACCUCAGACAUUGCUUUGAAAUCUGGAACAUCCGCAUUUGUACAAAAGACUGUACGAAUCGGUCCUUACAAAUCGGUAGAUAACAUUAUUCCGCAAAAUAGGCAAACAGUAUUGACUCGUCUAUUAAAGUCCAUGAAUGGGUGUCUCUGUAGGUUAUCGUGCGAUGUAGUAUGUCAAAGCGUAUGUUUGAGCACCAUAGCUCUUUGUCAAAGCGGGUUUUCUUUUCGCGAAACUGCUUUAGGGUCACGAGUUUUUGGCAGCAAUUUUUGUUCUAAAGAAUUUGAUGAUUUUUCAAAAAAACCAAGAUUACGAGUCUCAUCUCAAUAUCUGUUAGAGUCCUUGAAUGGUUUGUACUUUGCAUUGUUCAACGGUACGCCAGAAUUGGCUGUUCAGGCUAUUGAUGCUGUGCACCAAAGGGCUUUGUAUGAAUUCUAUGCAGACGUUAUUCUGGUAACGAAUAGUGCAUUGCAGGUAACGAAUAGUAUUAGCGAAACCCUUCUUGAAAGUAACUUUCAUAAAAAUGCAGAAUUGUUGACAGCACACUGGAUGCGUUCUGGAAAAUUGGAUAGUCACAAAGGGAAUGAAGUGGUAACAAAUGCUUCCUUACGGCUAAAGAAAAUGCCUGAGGAUAUUUCACCUGUUGUAGAUGAUGAUAUGAAAGGAUUUAAUUUCUCUGAUAGCGUUGAAAACUUCAAGAAGCGAAUUGCCGUAAAAGUAGAACAGCGCAAGUUAAAAUAUCAGUUCGGGCAUCACAGGCGAAGAUCAGAAAACGGUGAUAAAAAUGCAGAUGAUAUUGAAUUGGGCCCAAUCAACGAAGAACCAGUUUCAAGUGCAACACAAAAUCCUUUAAUUUUUGAUGCUACCGAUAAGGCCACACAUCAAAAUUCACCACGACAUCAUUCCAUUUCAUAUGAUUUAGCAAAUUCUGACAAUAGUGUCUUGGUUUCAUUUCGACAAGAUCAGGUUCAUAAUGGAACAUCACCAAAAUCAAGAAAUGAAUUAAUUGACUUUUCUAUCCCAAGAGAUAGUGAUUUAUCUGAAGCCGUGAAGCCAACAUCUAAAGAGGGAAGUAUACAUGACUUAGCGAAGUGGCAUGGCAAUAUUCAACACAUCGAUAGUAUAACUGAUGCUUUUGAAGGCACUUCGUUAUGA
Cercopithifilaria johnstoni is the source of this 1617-nucleotide messenger RNA. Lineage: Eukaryota; Metazoa; Nematoda; Chromadorea; Rhabditida; Onchocercidae. The record is from the annotation of a GenBank genome assembly.